Messenger RNA from Trichoplusia ni (cabbage looper), 6976 nucleotides. Its product is annotated as zinc finger protein Xfin-like. The coding region runs from base 209 to 5749 and encodes 1846 amino acids. Lineage: Eukaryota; Metazoa; Arthropoda; Insecta; Lepidoptera; Noctuidae. The transcript is spliced from 10 exons. The record is from RefSeq and is a predicted model, not a curated record. Gene Ontology annotation, cellular component: nucleus.
AUACAAAACAUUGUUUAGAUGUUUUCAUUGAAUCUAAUGUCAAGUCAAUCAAUACGAAAUUUGAGUUUUAACAAGUGUUAAUAUUUUAUUUGUAAACGAGAAAUUAUAUUACAUUUAAAGUGACUGCAGUAAAUCUUGUCUAUCCGGGUUACUUGUUGGAACAAAGGAUUUGCUCUGCAUUGUAAGCUAUUACUCUGAAAAACUAAAAAUGUCUUCGGACGAUUCAGAUGAUGAACCGCUAUCAGUAAUAGCGGCGAAUAAGAAAUUGAAUCCUGAUCUCGACAUAAUACCAUCAGACGGUUCAGCGCGUCCAUCAAAGAAGAGAAAGAAGACAGUACCGCCGAAGCGUCUUUCUAUAACUAUAAAGUUUAAUAAAACUGGACCUCAGCAACCAGUGAUAGAACGGCCUUCCGACGUGUGGCUGUAUUUGAAGGAUCUUAAUCCAUCAGGACCAUACAACUGCCUGCUCUGCUCUGAAUGGUUUAUUAACAGAUCAAAAAUGAUUAUGCACUACGUCUUAAACCACAAGAAAGAUUUCUGUGGUAUUUGCAGGUAUUUUGUAGCUGACAGAGAGGCUUGGUGGAAUCAUGUGAAGUUCCACACACCCUGGCCUUGUUCCCAAUGUGUUGAGAACUUUGAAACUGAAGUUGGCUUACGCAACCACCUUAGAAGUGUUCACAACCUGGUACACUGCAGACUCUGUCAUUUUCGCGUGCUUAAUGGUGAUCCAUACAACACUCAUUUAUUCCAAAAGCACAAUGUCAGUAAUGUUUCAAAUAAAGAUGAGGAUACUCUAUGGGAACUGGAAUACGAUGGUACUUCCAAUUUCAUUUGUUUGUUAUGCUCUAAGACAAAUAACUCUGUAAGAACAUUCUUUAACCAUUACAUGGGCUAUCACCACUUUACUCUCAAAUGUUUUACUGCCCUGCUAGCUGGCAGAGACGCCCCAUUCUCAGUGUGUGGGGCUGACUUAAGGUCUGAGUUUGUUGCGGAGCAAUUGAAGAACCAUACAAGGUAUGGGUAUGUUGACUCUGACUUCAAACCACCUGAAAUGGGCGGAGAAUCAUGUGAUACAAAAGACUUGCUUAAAGUUCUUAUACCUGAAAUUAAGCAGGAAAUGUUUACUGCUGAUGAGAAUAAGAAUGAUGAGGCUGCAGGGCCACAGGCAAGGGAUGAUGACGAUGAUGAUGUUUAUAAGACUUACAAUGGUGAUGAUGACUUUGAUGUCACUCUCACAGAAAUUCUAGUCAUUCAUAAGUGUUACAAGGACUACAUAGGUGACAUAUUAUGUGAUAUAAACUCCAACUGUGUUUAUGAAUACUCUGAUAUAGAUUAUGGGAAGGCUAUAAUGGAUCCCACAGUCAACAUAGAUUGCGGUUUAUGUAAAACUCACUACAGUAGCUUAUCAAGUUUUUUAACUCACAUGUUCAAAAUGCACUGUGUCAAAUCUGCCCCAUUGUUUUCAUGCAGAGUGUGUGCGACUACAUUUGAUACACAGGGUGAGCUCGAAAGCCAUGUUUCUGAUGAGUUGGGGGACUUUGAGGAUCUCUUUAUCUGUCAGUUUUGUGAUGAAGAGUUUCCCGACAGAGAGGCAACCAGACGACACCUGACUGAUCAUUGGGAUUUGAUAGAAUAUGACAAUUGUUUUAGUCCACACUUAGGUUUCAAAUGCAGCUUCUGUCCAACACUGUUUUGGCAUGAAACUGAUAGAGAAACUCAUCAGGUUCGAGCACAUUUCUUUAACCACAAAGAGCAUUUCUUCAAAUGUGAAACCUGUAAAGAAAUAUUCAGUGAUAAGGUCUGGUUCAUCCACCACUACUUAGUAACCCACAGUAUUGCGGGGAAGAUUCCUCUCUACCUCCUCAAGUGCUCCCUCUGCUGCCUGGUCCUGCCUGAUAUAGAGAAGAUGAGAGAACACUUUAACUGUGAGCAUCCUGAAGCCAGGAAAGUCUACUGUUCCUUGGAUGCCUGUAAAUACAAGCCUCUAAGUCACAGAAAGUCUUUUAAGCUGCAUGUUCGGACCAUCCACACGGCGAAGCCCCGUCCGGAGCGCGCGGUGGAGUGCCAGGUGUGCGGGCGCGAGUUCAGCAGCGCGCGCGCCUGCGGGGCCCACAUGGCGCAGGCGCACGGGCCCGGCAAGUUCAAGUGCAAGCUCUGCAGGGAGGUGCUGCAUACUCUCGACGAGAGGAAGCUACACUACCUGAUCAGCCACCCGGGCCAGCACCCGUUCGAGUGCAACGAGUGCGGCAAAUCCUUCCAGUACAAGUCGUCGCUGUACAUGCACAAACAGGACCACCUGCCCAACAAGCAGAACUACACCUGUACUUACUGCGGGAAAAUAUUUAUGAAGCGCGACUCGUUCCGCGAGCACGUGCAGAUCCACGAGGGCCCGCGCCACGCGUGCUCGUACUGCCCGAUGCGCUUCAUACUCCUCAUGAUACGCCCCGCCCCACAGAAGCGCGACUCGUUCCGCGAGCACGUGCAGAUCCACGAGGGCCCGCGCCACGCGUGCUCGUACUGCCCGAUGCGCUUCAUACUCCUCAUGAUACGCCCCGCCCCACAGAAGCGCGACUCGUUCCGCGAGCACGUGCAGAUCCACGAGGGCCCGCGCCACGCGUGCUCGUACUGCCCGAUGCGCUUCAUACUCCUCAUGAUACGCCCCGCCCCACAGAAGCGCGACUCGUUCCGCGAGCACGUGCAGAUCCACGAGGGCCCGCGCCACGCGUGCUCGUACUGCCCGAUGCGCUUCAUACUCCUCAUGAUACGCCCCGCCCCACAGAAGCGCGACUCGUUCCGCGAGCACGUGCAGAUCCACGAGGGCCCGCGCCACGCGUGCUCGUACUGCCCGAUGCGCUUCAUACUCCUCAUGAUACGCCCCGCCCCACAGAAGCGCGACUCGUUCCGCGAGCACGUGCAGAUCCACGAGGGCCCGCGCCACGCGUGCUCGUACUGCCCGAUGCGCUUCAUACUCCUCAUGAUACGCCCCGCCCCACAGAAGCGCGACUCGUUCCGCGAGCACGUGCAGAUCCACGAGGGCCCGCGCCACGCGUGCUCGUACUGCCCGAUGCGCUUCAUACUCCUCAUGAUACGCCCCGCCCCACAGAAGCGCGACUCGUUCCGCGAGCACGUGCAGAUCCACGAGGGCCCGCGCCACGCGUGCUCGUACUGCCCGAUGCGCUUCAUACUCCUCAUGAUACGCCCCGCCCCACAGAAGCGCGACUCGUUCCGCGAGCACGUGCAGAUCCACGAGGGCCCGCGCCACGCGUGCUCGUACUGCCCGAUGCGCUUCAUACUCCUCAUGAUACGCCCCGCCCCACAGAAGCGCGACUCGUUCCGCGAGCACGUGCAGAUCCACGAGGGCCCGCGCCACGCGUGCUCGUACUGCCCGAUGCGCUUCAUACUCCUCAUGAUACGCCCCGCCCCACAGAAGCGCGACUCGUUCCGCGAGCACGUGCAGAUCCACGAGGGCCCGCGCCACGCGUGCUCGUACUGCCCGAUGCGCUUCAUACUCCUCAUGAUACGCCCCGCCCCACAGAAGCGCGACUCGUUCCGCGAGCACGUGCAGAUCCACGAGGGCCCGCGCCACGCGUGCUCGUACUGCCCGAUGCGCUUCAUACUCCUCAUGAUACGCCCCGCCCCACAGAAGCGCGACUCGUUCCGCGAGCACGUGCAGAUCCACGAGGGCCCGCGCCACGCGUGCUCGUACUGCCCGAUGCGCUUCAUACUCCUCAUGAUACGCCCCGCCCCACAGAAGCGCGACUCGUUCCGCGAGCACGUGCAGAUCCACGAGGGCCCGCGCCACGCGUGCUCGUACUGCCCGAUGCGCUUCAUACUCCUCAUGAUACGCCCCGCCCCACAGAAGCGCGACUCGUUCCGCGAGCACGUGCAGAUCCACGAGGGCCCGCGCCACGCGUGCUCGUACUGCCCGAUGCGCUUCAUACUCCUCAUGAUACGCCCCGCCCCACAGAAGCGCGACUCGUUCCGCGAGCACGUGCAGAUCCACGAGGGCCCGCGCCACGCGUGCUCGUACUGCCCGAUGCGCUUCAUACUCCUCAUGAUACGCCCCGCCCCACAGAAGCGCGACUCGUUCCGCGAGCACGUGCAGAUCCACGAGGGCCCGCGCCACGCGUGCUCGUACUGCCCGAUGCGCUUCAUACUCCUCAUGAUACGCCCCGCCCCACAGAAGCGCGACUCGUUCCGCGAGCACGUGCAGAUCCACGAGGGCCCGCGCCACGCGUGCUCGUACUGCCCGAUGCGCUUCAUACUCCUCAUGAUACGCCCCGCCCCACAGAAGCGCGACUCGUUCCGCGAGCACGUGCAGAUCCACGAGGGCCCGCGCCACGCGUGCUCGUACUGCCCGAUGCGCUUCAUACUCCUCAUGAUACGCCCCGCCCCACAGAAGCGCGACUCGUUCCGCGAGCACGUGCAGAUCCACGAGGGCCCGCGCCACGCGUGCUCGUACUGCCCGAUGCGCUUCAUACUCCUCAUGAUACGCCCCGCCCCACAGAAGCGCGACUCGUUCCGCGAGCACGUGCAGAUCCACGAGGGCCCGCGCCACGCGUGCUCGUACUGCCCGAUGCGCUUCAUACUCCUCAUGAUACGCCCCGCCCCACAGAAGCGCGACUCGUUCCGCGAGCACGUGCAGAUCCACGAGGGCCCGCGCCACGCGUGCUCGUACUGCCCGAUGCGCUUCAUACUCCUCAUGAUACGCCCCGCCCCACAGAAGCGCGACUCGUUCCGCGAGCACGUGCAGAUCCACGAGGGCCCGCGCCACGCGUGCUCGUACUGCCCGAUGCGCUUCGUGCAGCGCUCCAACAUGCUGCGCCACGAGCGCCGCCACACGGGCGAGCGGCCCUACGCCUGCCCGCACUGCCCCAGGAGCUUCGCCGACAAGGGCGCCUGCACUUCGCAUACUAGGACCCAUUCCAAAGACACAUCUUACGCGUGCAUGUAUUGCGGCAAGACAUUCGUACAGAAGUCUAAAUUGACGUACCACAUCAGGAAACAUACAGGAGAGAAUCUGGAGACUUGCGGCGUAUGUUCGAAACUGUUUACAAGCGCUUGCUCGUUACGAGAACACAUGAAGAUACACCAACGUAAAAAGGAACUUGUUAAGUGCCCUCUAUGUGAUCGUAAGUACGCGGACGAGCGCUACAUGCUCCGCCACCUCCGUACGACGCACACGCACGAGCGCUUCCCCUGCCCCAUCUGCAAGAAGCUGCUCACCAGCGCCUCGGGGCUCAGGCAUCACGUCAUCACGCAUAGCACGCUUAAAACGCUCAGGUGUAAAAUGUGUCCAAAAGAAUACUCAGUCAAAAGGACGAUGAUUAAACACUUCCGUCGUCGACAUGGCUUCAAGGGCACAGAGCCAAACAUCAAAGAAUACUUUACCAGACUGGACCCCAGAGACUGUAACCUGGAUCUCGACGAAGAAACUAUGACCACAAUCUUCGGACCAGCGAAGAACAGAUCAGAAGAAAUACUAGUAGGAGACUUCGUUACACUUACAAAUAUAGAAGAAAAUAAGGAAUUAGAAGUGGAAGUCGAAGUAGAAAGAAAUGAAACUCUAGAAGAAGAAAAGUCACAAACAGAUGAUGAGAAAUCUACAGAGAGUGAGCCUGUCAUGGCAAACGAUGACGGGAAGAUUGUUAUUAAAGUUGAACCAGCGGAACCGCCGCCCGAACCAGCAGAGUUAGAACCGACUGACUUCGUUAGCGUUAAGAUUGAGUCCAUGGAUGAGGAGAACUAGCAUCCGUUUUAAACACUGGCUAAUUGUAGUCACUAGGUGUUGUUAGAGAUGAGUGAGACAAUUAAAUAGGAACUAGAGGCCUACCGCCAUAUCUUAAGGUAAGAAUGUUGCAGUUGUGGAACAAAGACAAUAAAGAUAGUAAUGAGUACUAAUGAGCCAUCGCACUUCCACAUCAGUAACUGUACUUUAAGAAGUAGCGGCAAGCCUUCUCACAGUAUCGUGAAAGAAGGUGAAGCGAAGAGAGGCGUGUAUCAUUGGCAUGACUCUCUCAUGCUUUUUCAUCCGUCAUGAGCUGCUUCUAGUCUUACCGCGUUAAGGUGUCAUGUCAUGUUUGGACCUGCUUGCAGUCUUAUUGAAUACCAGCAUUUUGUAGCACCGGCCUACGUAAAAUGGACCACAGUUUGGCAUCACUUACAAACCUUGUGAUUACAGUUAUUCAGUGUUUUAUGUUAAUAAGUCAACAAUUGUUAAGUAAAUGAUAUGAUAAAGUCCUAACUGUGCUGUGUGAAUCAUAAUAAUGCUAUCCUUUUUUUGGAUUCGUUAAAUGUAUCUGCACAACUAGGCACUAAUGUUUGAAUACUUUGAAAGCUUAUUUCAGGUUCAAAGACUCCAUCAAUGGGAGAGUCACUGUUUUCUUGUUUGCUAUAGAUUAUAUAUAUUGCAAUAUGUAUAAAGCUGUUUUAAUUAGAGUAUAUACUUAACAUAAGGUUUUAUAUCUUAAAGUAAUAUUUAACUGGUUGUUUUACAAUCUGUUAUUUCUAGUGCAAUUAUAUGUUACAAAGGAUAAUAGUUAGGCAAAGUUCUAAAGUUAAUUUAGAGCAAUUUUUACUUUAUAUUAAGAUUGAAAUGUAAAGUUUUUAUAAAACCACAAGAUAAUGUUUUGUCUAACAUCCACAACAUAGUUCAAAAUGUUUUAUAAUAUUAUUUGUAAAUACUUUCUUCCUUGUUACCUUUGAAAUAUUCAAAAACAUUCCAUAUUCCACAUCAAAAAUAAACAAAAUUGCAUUGUUGAAAUCUGGUAUUUUUAUUGUUACAAAUAUACUAAAAUCACACAUUGAAGUUAUAGUAAAAUAUAUCUAGCUGAAACAAGUAAUCUCAGUAAUACUUCAGUUGAAUAAGUUAAUUGUAGUAAAUUCCUAUUAGAUACAUCUAAAUAUUAUAUAGGCUAAUGUUCUUACUAUUUUAAGACUAAGUUGUUUGUCUAAGUAAACAAGUAUUCUUGAUUUA